Eptesicus fuscus (big brown bat) is the source of this 2854-nucleotide messenger RNA. It is a transcript of the gene NFATC2, whose product is annotated as nuclear factor of activated T cells 2. The record is from RefSeq and is a predicted model, not a curated record. NCBI's taxonomy places the organism in Eukaryota, Metazoa, Chordata, Mammalia, Chiroptera, Vespertilionidae. Gene Ontology annotation, molecular function: transcription factor binding; RNA polymerase II cis-regulatory region sequence-specific DNA binding; DNA-binding transcription factor activity, RNA polymerase II-specific. Bases 1 to 2751 code for a protein of 916 amino acids. The transcript is spliced from 10 exons. Gene Ontology annotation, biological process: cytokine production; regulation of transcription by RNA polymerase II; calcineurin-NFAT signaling cascade. Gene Ontology annotation, cellular component: transcription regulator complex.
AUGGAAGCCCCAGAACAGCAGCCGGACCCCGACGGAGGGGACGCCCUGGGCCCCGAGCCGGGGGGCAGCCCCCAGGACGAGCUGGACUUCUCCAUCCUCUUCAACUAUGAGUAUAUGAACCCUAUCGAAGAAGAACCGAAUGCACAUAAGGUCGCCAGCCCACACUCCGGACUUGCAUACCAUGAUGAUGUCCUGGACUAUGGCCUCAAGCCAUACAACCCCCUCGCCAGUCUCUCUGGCGAGUCCCCCGGCCGAUUCGGAGAGCCGGAUAGGGUAGGGCCCCAGAACUUUCUGAGCCCGGCCAAGCCAGCGGGGGCCUCGGGCCUGAGCCCUCGGAUCGAGAUCACUCCGUCCCACGAACUGAUGCAGGCAGGGGGGGGCCUCCGCAUGAGAGACACUGGCCUCCUGGGGGAGCAGGCGCCCCUGGCGGGGGCGGCCGCCAGCCCGAGGUUCACCCUGCCCGUGCCCGGCUUCGAGGGCUACCGCGAGCAGCCGCUUUGCUUGAGCCCCGCUAGCAGCGGCUCCUCUGCCAGCUUCAUUUCCGAAACCUUCUCCCCCUACACCUCGCCCUGCGUCUCGCCCAAUAACGGCGGGCCCGACGACCUGUGUCCCCAGUUUCAAAACAUCCCUGCUCAUUAUUCCCCCAGAACCUCGCCAAUAAUGUCACCUCGAACCAGCUUCGCUGAGGACAGCUGCCUGGGCCGCCACUCGCCCGUGCCCCGUCCGGCCUCCCGCUCCUCGUCGCCUGGUGCCAAGCGGAGGCAUUCGUGUGCUGGGGCCUUGGUUGCCCCGCUGCCCGGAGCCUCACCCCAGCACUCCCGCAGCCCCUCACCGCAGCCCCAGGACGACGGCGCCCCCGCUGGGUACCCCCCAACGGCUGGCUCUGCCAUCCUCAUGGAUGCUCUCAACAGCCUCGCCCCGGACUCGCCUUGUGGGAUCCCCCCGAAGAUGUGGAAGACCAGCCCCGACCCGUCACCGGUGUCUGCCGCCCAGCCCAAGGCCGGCCUGCCCCGCCACAUCUACCCGGCCAUGGAGUUCCUGGGGCCCUGCGAGCAGGAGGAGAGGAGGAACUCGGCUCCCGAGUCCAUCUUGCUGAUGCCCCCGACGUGGCCCAAGCCGCUGGUGCCUGCUAUUCCCAUCUGCAGUAUCCCAGUGACUGCAUCCCUUCCUCCACUUGAAUGGCCACUCUCCCACCAGUCAGGCUCCUAUGAGCUUCGGAUUGAGGUGCAGCCCAAGCCACAUCACCGGGCCCACUAUGAGACAGAAGGCAGCCGAGGGGCCGUCAAAGCGCCAACCGGUGGCCACCCUGUGGUUCAGCUCCACGGCUACAUGGAAAACAAGCCCCUGGGGCUUCAGAUCUUCAUUGGGACGGCCGAUGAGCGGAUCCUUAAACCCCACGCCUUCUACCAGGUGCACCGGAUCACGGGAAAAACUGUCACCACCACCAGCUACGAGAAGAUCGUCGGCAACACCAAAGUCCUGGAGAUCCCGCUGGAGCCAAAAAACAACAUGAGGGCGACCAUCGACUGCGCGGGCAUCCUGAAGCUGAGAAACGCUGACAUUGAGCUGCGCAAAGGCGAGACGGACAUCGGCAGGAAGAACACGCGGGUGAGGCUGGUGUUCCGGGUGCACAUUCCCGAGGCCAGCGGGAGGAUCGUCUCCCUGCAGACGGCGUCGAACCCCAUCGAGUGCUCCCAGCGCUCCGCCCACGAGCUGCCCAUGGUGGAGAGACAAGACAUCGACAGCUGCCUGGUGUACGGGGGCCAGCAGAUGAUUCUCACGGGCCAGAACUUCACGGCCGAGUCCAAGGUCGUGUUCACGGAGAAGACCACAGAUGGGCAGCAGAUCUGGGAGAUGGAGGCCACCGUGGAUAAAGACAAGAGCCAGCCUAACAUGCUUUUUGUUGAGAUCCCCGAGUACCGGAACAAGCACGUCCGCACGUCGGUGAAGGUGAACUUCUACGUCAUCAACGGGAAGAGAAAACGAAGUCAGCCUCAGCACUUUACCUACCACCCAGUCCCAGCCAUCAAGACAGAGCCCACGGAUGAAUAUGACCCCACCUUGAUCUGCAGUCCCGCCCACGGGGGCCUGGGGAGCCAGCCUUACUACCCACAGCACCCCAGGGUGGCCGAGUCCCCCUCAUGCCUCGUGGCCACCAUGGCUCCCUGCCAGCAAUUCCGCUCAGGGCUCUCGUCCCCUGAUGCCCGCUACCAGCAGCAGAACCCAGCGGCUGUCCUGUAUCAACGGAGUAAGAGCCUGAGCCCCAGCCUGCUGGGCUACCAGCAGCCAGCCCUCAUGGCCACACCCCUGGCCCUCGCGGACGCCCACCGUUCCGUGCUGGUGCACGCCGGCUCCCAGGGCCAAAGCCCGGCCCUGCUGCACUCCUCUCCCGCCAACCAGCAGGCCUCGCCGGUGAUCCACUACUCACCUACCAACCAGCAGCUGCGCUGCGGGAGCCACCAGGAGUUCCAGCACAUCAUGUACUGCGAGAAUUUCCCAGCCGGCACCGCCAGGCCCGGCCCACCCCCCGUCAGUCAAGGUCAGAGGCUGAGCCCGGGGUCCUACCCCACGGUCAUUCAGCAGCAGAAUGCCACAAGCCAAAGAGCCGCCAAAAACGGACCCCCGGUCAGUGACCAAAAGGAAGUAUUACCUGCAGGAGUGACAAUUAAACAGGAACAGAACUUGGAUCAGACCUACUUGGAUGACGAGCUGAUAGACACAAACCUUAGCUGGAUACAAAACAUAUUAUGAAACAGAAUGACUGUGAUCUUUGAUCCGAGAAAUCAAAGUUAAAGGUAAUUCAUAUCUUCUGCCUCUCCUUUCGUUUUCCAGCUGUGUGUUUCCUUAACUUGAA